AGAGACAGAGAUAAAGAGAGAUGAGAAGCAGAUUACAAUGUGAAAGAACACAUGCAAUUUCUAAAAGUCUGUGUGAGUGGGAGGAAACACUCGAUGGGUCCAAAACCACUGACCAGAAAAAGUUUAAAAAUUAUACAUUUGAGAAAUUCAUAUUUUGCAGCACCUCGCUCUAAGUGCGGAUAAAGUCAACGACUGUAAACUAUUUAAGAAUAAGCAAGAACAUAUGAUUGGAUUACUAAGGCGUAGUCCACACAGGUACUUUGUGGGUUGUGUUUAGGCUCUAAAUGCAUGGUGAUGAUAGGUCACUUAAGUAAGGACCUUUUGGGGAUAACACACGUUUUUGACAUUGUGCAUGUUUAUUAGCGCUUCAUUUGCAUUUUCAUCAUGACUGGACAGGAAGAUUACAUCAGUUUAUAAAAAACACCUGUGUACGUGCACACAUGAUGCAUGAAAACGUACAUUAAAAACAUCUGGUGUGUAAAACAGAAAGUGUAAAGGGCAUGUCACCUUCUCUUAUCCCUUUAAUCGGAUUGAUCAAAAUGCUAUGCAACUUGUUAAGAGACAUGUUUCCUUUCUUUAAACCACACCUCCAACUGAUAUCAAAUAUUUUCUGAGAGGUAGUCGCAUUAAAAAAACAUCACUGUAAGGAUCUAAGAAGCGGGCUGUUGAAUAAGACGGAUCACAGUGAAGGGCCUAAGGAGAAGAUUCUGGGUUCAAGGCAGUUACGAACACCUCCGAAACAAAAAGGGUUUAACUUGCUUGGAAACACCUUCAACUCUUAUCCUUUGCUUUGAAACUGCAGAAAAAAGGACUACUUUGACACACCAAAACAUGUCUGUAAACUCAACGAUUGGCCACUGCAAAGCUCCCAAUCGAUUCACAUAUGAAGUCCUCUCCUGGGUGAUGGUUGUGGAGUACGUGCUGGGUCUGCCUCUCAACCUGUCGGUCCUCUACAUCUUCAUCUUCAGGUACAAGUUCUGGAAGAACAAAAGUAUCUUCCCGUUCAAUAUUGUGGUUGCGGACUUCUUGCUGAUGGUCUGUCUUCCUGCCAAGGCUUACCAUUACCAAAAUGGCCAGAGACGCAGCCCAAUUAAAGACGUGUGUAAGACGAUGCACUUCUUGCUGUGUCUCAACCGAGGAGCCAGCAUGGCCUUCCUCAUCACGCUCUCCAUCGACCGAUACUUCAGUGUGGUUCAGCUCGGGAGGAGGAACUUUGUCAAAGUGCUGAAGAAAACGCCUCAAAUCUCCAUCCUCAUCUGGGUUCUCUUGCUGCCCCUCACCAUCCCCACUAUGGUCAACACCUUCGAGUGCUGCAACAGCUUGAGAAAUGAAACUUUUCUAAACGAUGUGACGGACCUCUUUAGAGAGAUUGUCUACUUCGCGCAGAUCCUCAUCCCCUUCAUCAUCCUCGUCUACUGCAGUGUGCGCAUUGUGAACCGGCUGCGGAGGAAGACCGUGGGCGAGAAGACCAAACUGAGGCGAGCGAUGCUGUUGGUCAUAUCUGUCGUUGUCGUGUUCACCCUCUGCUUCCUGCCAAUCACUAUAGCCAGAGUGGUGCUGCUGGUUGCCAGGCUUCAGAAAUGGCAGAGCGAGAACGUUGUGGUUCAGGUGUACGACAGCCUCAUGGUGCUGUCUUACAUCGACUGCCUGCUAGACCCGCUGGUUUGCUGUUUCUGUAUCUCGGGUUUUAAAGAUGCUUACAUUUCCACCUUCUGUCCAACGUUUCUUAAGAAGAAACUGUUGAAAGCUGAACAACCACAAUAG
Messenger RNA from Notothenia coriiceps (black rockcod), 1764 nucleotides. Its product is annotated as 12-(S)-hydroxy-5,8,10,14-eicosatetraenoic acid receptor. Gene Ontology annotation, biological process: G protein-coupled receptor signaling pathway. The coding region runs from base 832 to 1764 and encodes 310 amino acids. The transcript has 3 exons. NCBI's taxonomy places the organism in Eukaryota, Metazoa, Chordata, Actinopteri, Perciformes, Nototheniidae. Gene Ontology annotation, molecular function: G protein-coupled receptor activity. Gene Ontology annotation, cellular component: membrane. The record is from RefSeq and is a predicted model, not a curated record.